GUACCGUCACGAGCAGAACCACAGCGGCAUGAAGCAACAUUGGCGAAACCGUUGUUCAACCCGUCAACAGUAACCGGUCUCCGUAGACCAGCUGAUUAACACGCGUUCGAGCGGGGGUUUUAGAUCCAGCGCGCGCCAGAGGGAGAAGUUUGAUCACUGUGACGGGUGGAGGUGAACGGGACACCAGCAGCGAGCAUGGCGGAGAGAAGUGGCCGGUUGAGCUUCCCAGGGAGCGGGGCGCUUAACAGACCGGUGCCAAUGAACCUGUUCGCCACCUGGGAGAUUGACGGCUCCUCACCCAACUGCAUCCCCAGGUUGUGUAGUCUGACUCUGAAGAAGCUGGUUGUGAUGAAAGAACUUGAUAAGGAGCUGAUUUCUGUUGUCAUUGCGGUUAAGAUUCAGGGCUCCAAGCGAAUCCUGCGUUCUCAUGAGAUAGUGCUGCCCCCUGCUGGUGGGGUUGAGACUGAGCUUGCUCUCACAUUCUCACUGCAGUACCCUCAUUUUCUGAAGAGAGAGGGAAAUAAGUUGCAAAUCCUGCUUCAGAGGAGGAAGAGGUACAAAAACCGAACAAUUCUGGGUUACAAGACAUUAGCAGCUGGUUCAAUAGACAUGGCUGAGGUGAUGCAGCAUCCUGAAGAGGGUGGGCAGGUCUUGGCUCUAUGCAGUAAUCAGAAAGAGCUUCUGGGUAAAGUUGCAGAGAUUUGGAUCUAUUCACUGUCAAGUCAGCCAAUAGACCACGAGGAAGCUGCAAUUUUGGGACAGAAAAUCAAAUGUUCAGAUAAUUACUCAGAGGAAGAGUAUGAAAGCUUCUCAUCAGAGCAGGAGGCCAGUGAUGAUGCAGCACAUGGACAGGAUCUUGAGGACGAUGAGUAUGAGAUAAGGAAACCAAAAAAGCAGAGGAGGUCUAUAGUCCGGACAGCAUCCAUCACCAGGCAGCAGAACUUUAAGCAGCGUGUGGUGGCAUUGCUCAAACGCUUUAGAGUUUCUGACGAGGUGUUGGACUCGGAGCAGGACCCAGCCGAGCCACCUCCAGAGGUGGAGGAAGAUCUGGAUCUGGAGAGUUUGGAGUUUGAGAAUCCGAGUGACAGUGGACCAGAUCUGGAUGAUGAUGAAAGUGUUCUUAGCACCCCAAAACCCAAACUCAAGCCGUAUUUCGAAGGAAUUUCUCUCUCUAGUUCUCAAACAGAGAUUGGCAGCAUUCACAGCGUCCGCAGUCACAGAGAGCCACCCAGUCCGAUGGAUCCUGAUAAAAUGAGAUCUGUAGGUGGGAAGUUUCAGAUAGAUAAUGGAUCGGAUAAUGUUUCACUGGGUCAACCUGAGGUUGUUACCCCUACAACAGAGUUGGAGAUGAUGGACAACAUGGACUCUUUCAUGGAGAGGCUGCCUCCUUUAGGCAGGAUGACCAAAACGGAGUCACUUAUCAUUCCGUCUAACCGGGUGGAGCCGAAGUUGGCAGGGCGACGGGGGCGGAGCACAUCUCUUAAGGAGAGGCAGCCCAGUCGACCGCCCAAUGAGAGAGCCAACAGUCUGGACAAUGAGCGCUCACUUGACACACGCUGCAACCUACAGAUUCCUCGCAAAACUGUUUACGACCAGCUGAACUACAUCCUGGUGUCAGACAGCCAUCUGCCUGACAGCAUCAUCCUUAUUAACACCUCUGACUGGCAGGGCCAGUAUGUAUCUGAGGUGUUACAGAAUCACGAUCUUCCCGUUGUGUGUACGUGCACCACGGCUGACAUUCAGGCUGCAUUCAGCACCAUCAUCUCUCGCAUACAAAGAUUUUGUAACAGUAACUCGGUCACUCCAUCUCCAGUGCGGAUCGGAGUGGCAGGACCUCAACAUUACCUGUCUGCUGUUUUGCGUUUGUUUGUGGAUCACCUGACACAUAAAACCCCCGACUGGCUCGGAUACCUGCGAUUCCUUAUCAUCCCUCUUGGUGUUCAUCCAGUGGCUAAAUAUCUGGCUAGUAUAGACUACAGAUAUAACAGUCUGUUCCAGGACUCUGCAUGGAGAGAUCUUUUCCACAAACCUGAAGCACCAACCUCCGUUCAGGAUAGUCCAGAUGUCGUUUCCAGGGUAACACAGUACAUGUUGGGGGCAAAUGGAGCUCAUCAGUUGCCCAUAGCAGAAGCCAUGCUUACUUACAAGCAGAAGAGGAAAAAGAGCUUUCAUUUUGAUUUUGCAGUAAGUCCUGAUGAAGACUCAUGUCAGAAGUUCAUCCCUUUUAUCGGGGUGGUGAAAGUGGGGAUUGUUGAACAAACUUCUGCCACUUCUGGUGAUUCAGACGAUGCUGCUCCUGUGGGCUCUGCUCUUCUCUCCUCUACACCUCCUUCACAGAUCUCCCCAUUACUGAAAGAAGCAUCUCCAACACCUCCCUCUUCUCCCUCUGUACACUUGAUCAGUUCUCCUGGUGGAGGCCAGGGGGAGCUAAUGGGACUUCAGGUUGAUUACUGGAUUGCUCCAACAGAGAGAAAGAAGGAAGUGGAGAAGAAAGACCCCUCUGCCAAAACCACACUCAAGUGCACCUUCCGCUCACUGCAGGUUAGCCGCCUCCCACUGGGUGGGGCAGAGGUGACUCAUCAGCCAAUCAUGUCCAUGACUGUUGUCACCAAAGAGAAGAAUAAGAAGGUGAUUUUUCUGCCUAAAAAGACCAAGGAUAAGGAGGCAGAGUCUAAGAGUCAGGUGAUAGAGGGCAUAAGUCGACUCAUUUGCACAGCCAAACACCAGCAGACCAUGCUUAAAGUGUUGAUAGAUGGAGUAGAAUGGAAUGAUGUGAAGUUUUUCCAGCUCGCAGCUCAGUGGUCAUCUCACGUCAAACAUUUUCCCCUUGCCGUUUUCGGACCCUCCAAAGGGCCUUACUGACCUACAGCCACACAUCUUCACCUCUUUGUGCUACAGCUGCCUUUACACCCAGUGCUGCCUGAUAUGUUUUAUUUAUUGUAAAUAUCUGCUUUCUCAUGGUUUGCGUCAGCUUUUUUAAAUUACUUUGACAUUGAUUUUUCUUUUAUGAAAGACUUGAUGUGGUUUUGGCAACAGGGCAUAUUUUUGAACUUUUAAAACCAUCCAGUGUUUAUAGAGAAACGAAGAUGUGAUGAGGAGGGCAUGGCCAGGCCGUGAUGAUGCACGGCCAGCACUGAAUCAAUGGAAGAGCGAGAUAAAGGGGAGAUGGAUGCGCCAGUUCGAGAGAGAGAGAGAGACGCACGCGGCCGCGUUGCAUGUGUCUGUGUUUAUGUUUGUUGAGUUUCUUAUUCAGCUUUGUUUACUGUUCAGCCGGUUCCUGCCUCCUCCUUGCCCGUCCUUUAUCUGUAACAGUCCUCGGCCGUCUUCUCGAACAGAUCGAGGUAGGCCUCCAGAUCGUCAGCAGGGCUCAUUUUAACCAGAGUGACCGGUGAGAUGUUUGGUGUGGGCUCCAGGGGUCACAGCUGCAGCCUCCUCAUGUGUGAUCAUGCUCCAAAAUGCCUGGCAGUCUUCCGCUUGGGCCUGGAGCAGGAGUUGAAAACACUGCUCCUGCUCCAGCCGCAGCUCGACAAGGGCCUGGUGUUGAUUCCGUUGGAUGCCGGCGAGGGUCUGGAUCACUUCAGCCAGUGGUGAAGUCUGCAUGAUGACGUAAUUCCUUCCACGGGCUCCCGGGUUUCGGCACCAAUGUAACUGUUCAAGGACGGGCAAGGAGGCAGCGGGAACUGGCUGAACAGUAAACAAUGUUUAAUGAGAAACUCAACAACAAACAUAAACAACGCGGCCGCGUGCAUCUCUCUCUCUCUCAAACUAGCGCCUCCGGCUCCCCUUUAUCUCGCUGAUCAGCCGAUUCAGUGCCGGCCAUUCAUCAUGGCCCAGCCACGCCCUCCUCCUUGUCACAUUAGACUAAUUAACUGAUUAACUUGUGAGUUAUUGGGUUGUUUGUGUUAUUCUACAAAGCUUUCUCAACACAUCCCAGCAUCAUUUCAACAGCCGGCGCACUCAUGAGAGAGCUAAUCAGCAAGAGGAGAAUGGUGCAUUCUUGAUCUGGAUUAAAUAUUUGGUCAUGUGAAGUUCCUAUGGGAUGUCUUGGCUUUGUUCUUGAAGACUUCAGAAUGUACAGCUCCUGGAAACAGUAGAAGAAAAUCAUUCUUUAUCAGUAUUUUUGUCUUGUUUUCCGAUAAAAAUAUUGAAAUAUCCUUUUAAGAUAAAUUUACUUGAAGCAAAAUUGUGUAAGAUAUUAAGACUUGUUUUCAGAGAAUAUAUAUUGAAUUUUGAAUUGAAGUUUGUUUUUGUUACCCCAUUGGCAAAUUAUUUUUUGUUCUUGUUUUAAGGAUAAAUGUCUCAAAAUGUUGUUAGAUUUAUGCAUAAAACAUGAAAAAAAUAUUUGCCAAUGGGAUAAGAAAAAUAAACCUAUUUUAAAAUAAGUUCUCUUGCAAUUUUUAUGCAGUUUUGCUCAAGUAAAUGUAUCUUUUUUUAAAAGGAUAUUUAGAUAUUCCACAGGAAAAAAGAAAACUAAGAACAUUUUCUCAUUAAGAAAAUUAUUUUGCAGUGUAAAAACCUGAUGUUCUGUUCUCUUCUGUCCUCUCCCUCACUGUAUAACCUCAGCAAGCUCAGAGAGUAUCUUAAAGGUUAUUGUUUUUUUGCUGCACACUCUCCCUUUUUAUGUGUGGUUUACUUUUUUCUGUAGGUGUGUGUGAAUGUAUUUGCUGAUGGUACUGAAUGCUAAAGCACUUUUAAAACAUUACUAGAUUGUGCUUUUGUUAUAAUCCUUCCUGUGGUGCACAGCGCUGUUCACUCCAGCUUAAAACUGCAGCAAAGCAGGAACUGACAGAAACUGGAUUGAGUAUCUGUGACUGUCUACAUUAGACUGACCACUGUCAUACUGUGUGCUGCACUCUUUUAUGUAACCGUUUCUUAGAAUGAAAUGUAUGUUUUAUUUUGUUUGUUGGCUUGUUUUAGAUAUUCGAUGUUUUCCCCAGAUGCAGUAUUUGAUUUUAGAAUUUUGUGCCUAAAACUUUAUCUCCUGAGACCAGGAGAAUCAUUAGAAAAGUGAGUCUCACAAAACAUGUCAAGAACAUCUCCAGGUCAUAUUUCACCCCUAAAAUCAAAAGGAACAAAUAAGAGAUUAUAUUUGUAUUAAAUAAAAUGAAACCCAUUUUUAGGACUAUUAAGACUGUAUGCAUUGAUAUUAUUUUCAUGACAGUUCAGUACAUUUCCCCCAAUUCUCAUUCUCUUUAAUGUAAAGAAAAAUAUAUAUUUAAAUGUGGUUUAAAUUAUAUAUAUAUAUAUAUAUAUAUAUA
Myxocyprinus asiaticus (Chinese sucker) is the source of this 5258-nucleotide messenger RNA. Its product is annotated as phosphofurin acidic cluster sorting protein 2-like. Bases 196 to 2862 code for a protein of 888 amino acids. The transcript is spliced from 25 exons. NCBI's taxonomy places the organism in Eukaryota, Metazoa, Chordata, Actinopteri, Cypriniformes, Catostomidae. Gene Ontology annotation, biological process: protein localization to plasma membrane. Gene Ontology annotation, molecular function: transmembrane transporter binding. The record is from RefSeq and is a predicted model, not a curated record.